AGUGCCUCGUGUGUCCCAACUUCAACCUCUGCAGCGACUGCGAGCAGUUGGAAGAACAGCACUCCCACCACCCUAUGAUUCGCUUUUCCAAGCCCAGUGCCAUUGUUCUGAGGCGCUCGGUCAUCCUCGCAGAUGACCUGCACCACGGUGUGACCUGCGCGAGUUGCAGAGGGAGCAUCAGAGGAUACCGCUACAAGUGUCUCAAGUGUCGGGACUACGACCUCUGCAUGGGAUGCGAAUCCACCUUCCAGCACAUUCAACACCGCAUGCUCAGAAUGCCUCCC
Molecule: messenger RNA, 284 nt
Organism: Darwinula stevensoni
Lineage: Eukaryota; Metazoa; Arthropoda; Ostracoda; Podocopida; Darwinulidae
Source: the annotation of a GenBank genome assembly